GCCUGGGAUGCCUGAACUAUUGUUUGAUGUUUAUGAUUUUUCUCUAUGUCGCAGUGUAUCAGAUCUUCUACCAUUGCGGGUACCUCCUGAAACCAGAUGUGGAGCUAAGUAUGCGAGCGACCUUGCGAGCUCCGGCCAACUUGACGGCAUUCAAAGACUUGUCGUAUUGCUGUCAUACCAGCGGAGUUUGUCCUCCAACGACUUUGCGUUGCGAAGUCUUUUCGGGUCCUUCCGUGCUCCACGUGCACGAGGAGGCCAUGACGGUGGUGACGCGUCGCAAGAUCAAGGGGGAAGGUGGCGUGAUUUCGGAUCACUAUGUGGCCGACAUCGAAAACUUCACAUUGUUGGUGGAGCCCACCGUGUACAGCAUCACCAAGGAUCCACAUCAUCAGCCAUCAAUCAUGCCUGGACAUAGGAUGGUGGGCCACCUUGCAGUCGGUGCCUUCAGCCAGGGCCACGUGGUGAACGAUGUGCAGCACGCCUUGUGCCGCGAGCGCGGGCUGCGCCAUGAGGCCUUCCUCCACCCUUCGGGGCAGGGGCGGGGCAAGGUCACCAAGGCGCCUUGCUAUAUUUCGGCGGAUUUCACCAUCAACAACAACGAGGUCUUCAGACUCGACACCUUGAUGCGCGCCAUGGGCAUCAGCCUGGACCAUGACGUCACUGCGCACCAGGGCCGAUCCAUUCGUCAUGUGGGUUUGGUGAUCAUGUUGCUAUUGGAAGUGCACAGCUUCGAAUACGGCCGUGGUCUCCUGAAGCGUCCCUUCUUCGUUUUGAAGCCCAUCUGGGCCAACAACACGCAGUACAGCCGUGAACGCAGCGGCUUCGGCAUGGAAACGGUGGACGACUACGGGCUGCACUUCCUGCUACAGCCUGGGGGGACGCUGGCCACCUUCAGCUUCAACCACCUUUUGGAGGAAGUGACCACGAGUUUGGCGCUCUUUGCCGCUAGCAGCAUAGUGGUGAAAUUCCUGGCUGUCUACGCCUUCCCCUUGGGAGGGAUCUACUACACCGCAAUGACACGUGAAACGCCGGAUAUCCGGCAAGUGGAAAAACUGGCCUUGGUGCCGGAUGAACAGCUGCAAGCUGAGCAUCGCAAGCUCUUCGGGAAUGCUGCGCGGGGAAGCAAGGAAGAACUCUUGCUGAGCUUAAGCUCGGUCCAUGAAGACUCCAGUGAGACUGAGUAA
This is a messenger RNA of Cladocopium goreaui, 1184 nucleotides long. The record is from the annotation of a GenBank genome assembly. Lineage: Eukaryota; Dinophyceae; Suessiales; Symbiodiniaceae.